UCCUGGGCGUUUGUAUGACGUCAUUAGGAUUCCUUGCUGCGGAAAACGUGGAGUUUUCAUGGUGUGUUUUGGAUCUCAAGUUAAAAUAACAUCGCAGUCAGACUGAACCGCCAGCUGGACAGGGAUGGAGUACAUGCAGGGUCCUGCCACGAGCAGUCCGGGGAACAUCUUGUGUUGUACAUGUGGUGUCCUAAUCCCUCCCAACCCUGCCAACAUGUGUGUUGCCUGCCUGCGUACCCAGGUGGACAUCUCUGAGGGAAUCCCCAAGCAAGUGUCUGUGCACUUCUGCAAGCAGUGUGAACGGUAUUUACAACCACCAGCCACAUGGGUACACUGUGCUCUGGAGUCAAGGGAACUGCUGGCCCUCUGCCUGAAAAAACUUAAGGGUUCUAUGACCAAAGUUCGUCUUAUCGAUGCUGGCUUCUUGUGGACAGAGCCACACUCAAAAAGGAUCAAGAUGAAACUCACCAUCCAGAAAGAGGUGAUGAAUGGCGCCAUCCUCCAGCAGGUGUUCGUGGUCGAGUUUGUCAUCCACUCUCAAAUGUGUGACGACUGUCACCGUGUGGAAGCCAAGGACUUCUGGAAGGCUAUGGUUCAAGUUAGGCAGAAGACUCUUCAUAAAAAGACAUUCUACUAUCUGGAGCAGUUGAUCCUGAAACAUAAACUCCACCAGAAUGCCCUCAAUAUCAAGGAAAUCCACGAGGGAAUUGAUUUCUACUAUGGCUCCAAACAGCAUGCUCAGAAGAUGGUGGACUUCCUCCAGUGCACUGUGCCCUGCAGGUCAAAGACAUCCCAGCGCCUCAUCUCUCAUGACAUUCAUUCAAACACGUACAACUAUAAGAGCACCUUCUCUGUGGAGAUUGUUCCUGUCUGCAAGGACAAUGUUGUGUGCCUUUCACCACGGCUGGCACAGAGUCUGGGGAACAUGGGGCAAGUGUGUGUGUGCAUCCGUGUCACCAGUACCAUCCACCUCAUCGACCCCAAUUCUCUCCAGAUUGCUGAGGUAGAUGGGAACACAUACUGGCGUAACCCGUUCAACAGCCUCUGUAACCCACGGCUACUGGAAGAGUUUAUCAUAAUGGACAUUGACAUCAUCAGAAACCAGAAGCUGGGCGCUGGAGCUGGAAUGAGGUCUAAUAAGCACACUCUGGCUGAGGUGUGGGUUCAGAAGACAUCUGAAAUGGACACGAGUCAGCAGUACUACUGUCGAACAUUCUUAGGCCACCUGCUCAACAUUGGAGACCUCGUGCUGGGAUUUGAUAUUGCUAAUGCCAACAUCAAUGAUGAAUACCUAAAUAAGAUGAACCCUCACCGUGUCCCUGAUGUGGUGCUGAUCAAGAAGAGCUUUGACCGCACCAGGAGAUUAAAACGCCGGAACUGGAAAUUGCAAGAGCUGGCCAGAAACCGGGAUGACAUGGACACCGAUGAUGAACGACAAUACCAGGAAUUCUUGGAGGACUUGGAGGAGGAUGAGGCUCUGAGGAGGAACAUAAACAUCUACAGAGAUGCAUCAAAGAUUCCGGUGGAGAGUGACACUGAUGAUGAUGGUGCACCACGUAUCUCCUUAACGGAGAUGCUUGAGGACCUUAGCCUAACAGAUGCCACAGGAGGGGAGGGAGCUGCCAUGAUGAUGGAAUAGCCUGCCGAUUUUGCUGAUCAUACAGUCGGCGCUGAGACGCCUAUUUUUCAUCUGACAUAGUGAUGACUGGUUCAAGGCAGAGGAGGUUUUGUUUUGCAAAGUAUCCACAGUCCUCUAAGUGUGGUGUAAUUACUAUUUACUUUACAUUUGAUUGUUUGCUUACAGUUUUCACCUAAACUGGUCAGUUACUCCACACCUCACACACUGGGAGGACAUUAUGAAGCUGACCAGCAGUGUGUCAGGGGCUCUCCUCUCCUCUUUCUGCAACCAGAAAUUAAAACUAGAGAAAUAGCUUUAACACAAAUCAAGUAUGUCGUCAUGCACUUUUUUUUUCUUUUACAGCUAAUUUGUACUGUAGGCUUUUUCUAAUAAAUAUGGUGCAAGUUGCUUUGGUGGAGAAAUACACAAGCGGGAGCUUUGGACUUCUGUGAUGAGGAAAGUUGUGCAUGACACCUGUUGCUGGAAAAGCCUUAAAAUGUGUUCAUUUGGCUACUGUGGGUAAUAUCAAAUACUCAGCAUGUUUUCAGCCGGAGUGUGAUGUCUGUGUGGCUUCUGCUGAAGAUACGAAUAGGUAUUAAGGCUGUUCUGAAUAACUGUCGUGAUAGUGGAGGAGCCAGGACAGUUUCGUGUGCAAUACUUGUUAAUGUUUGGCAGAACCUAUAAAUGUAUUCUACUCAGUCCGAAUAUUUGAAAAAAUUUUGUUGCCUUUAUUUAUCUUGUUGACCUUUACCAGUUAAGCUGCAGGGUCCCUCUUGAGUCUUCCAUGCCCUAAUAUCUAUCUGGUGCAAAUUUGGUGCGAGUCUGUCAAGUAGUUUUAUUAUUAUUAUUAUUAUCAUCUUUUUAUUGGGAGAGGCAGAUAUCCAUCACAAACAUUUUUACAGACUUAAUCACUCAAGAACACAGAAAUAAAUGGAUUCAGAGAGUUCAAAUGAUUUGUCCAUAUUGCUCUCCUAAGAUUUUUUUGGAUCAUUAAUUAUUCCAGUUCUAAACAAUAUAAAAACCAAACAACAGGGAAGUGCCCCACACCCCAGCAUUAGUACUACUAAAUGAAAUUAGAUCUGAUUGGUUUCACGUACUCUGUCCAUUUGGUCCAGAUCCUAUAAAAUUUUUCUUUCUGAACUUUGAGGGAAAAUAUCUUCUCCAUGACAUAAAUCUUUUAAACAAUUUCAAUCCACUCCUCGAUGGUGGGUGGUUCUACUUUUAACCAUUUCCUUGUGAUGGAUUUCUUACAGGCUGCCAAUAGUAUAGCCAGCA
Thalassophryne amazonica is the source of this 2893-nucleotide messenger RNA. RefSeq names its product NMD3 ribosome export adaptor (gene nmd3). The record is from RefSeq and is a predicted model, not a curated record. The coding region runs from base 125 to 1639 and encodes 504 amino acids. The transcript has 16 exons. Gene Ontology annotation, biological process: ribosomal large subunit export from nucleus. Gene Ontology annotation, molecular function: ribosomal large subunit binding. Lineage: Eukaryota; Metazoa; Chordata; Actinopteri; Batrachoidiformes; Batrachoididae. Gene Ontology annotation, cellular component: nucleus; cytoplasm.